AUGAUUAACAUACCCAAACUUCUUUAUGAAGCUGUUGCCAAAGAGUUCAAAGAUUAUGGAGGUCCAUGGCUUUACUACUUGCUAGCACUUUAUAUUUCAUUACCAUUGUUAGCAUAUUACAUCAUCCCUACACUCACUGCCAAUCCGAUGAAGUUCACCAAAAGGAAGUCCAUAAGUAUCAUAGUGCUUGGUGACCUUGGCCAUUCGCCCCGGAUGAGGUACCAUGCCCUAUCGUUAUCCAAAUAUGAAUACGUGGUUAAUUUGGUGGGGUAUAUUGAAUCAGAUAUACCCAUUGAAAUCAUAGAUGAUCCAAAUAUUGAACUUUAUGAUAUCAAAAUGAUCAAGAAUCAAUUCAAUUUACCCUUCGUGGUGUUUGCUGCAUAUAAAGUCAUGUUCCAAGUGGUUAGUAUAUUUCAAUUGUUAUUUCAGUUGAAAGGAUCCAAUUAUAUAAUGAUCCAGAAUCCUCCUUCAUUACCUUUACUUUUGAUGGUGGUGGUCUUCACCAAGUUAUUCAGUAGAAGAACUAAAUUGGUUAUUGAUUGGCACAAUCUCAAUUAUACCAUUUUGAACUUGAAAUAUAACAAUUUGAAUCACCCAAUGGUCAAGUUCUUGAAAUGGUAUGAGAAAUCUUUGAGUGGGUAUGCUGAUUUGAAUCUAACGGUAACCGAACAGAUGAAAUCUUUCCUUGUCAACGAAUUUAAUGUGGAAAGUGAGAAAAUUAUCACUUUAUAUGAUCGUCCAAACGAAAGAUUUCAACCUCAAAAGUUUGGUAAUGAUGAUAUACAACAACAGUUCCCCAAUAUCGAUAUGUUAAUGAGUGGAAUCCCAGAUAAUGAAUCGUAUAAGAUCAUUAUAAGUUCUACGUCUUUCACCCCAGACGAAGAUUUCAAUAUUCUACUUGAUGCUUUGGUCUUAUACCAAAAGGAUAUGCAAUCUGACCGACUUCUUCCUCCAAUAUUGUGUGUUAUCACCGGUAAAGGACCCAUGAAAGACCAAUUUCUUUCCACAGUUCGUCAAUUGGAUUUUGAUCCGAAACAAAUCAUUGUGAAAAAUGUAUGGCUUGACCCAGAAGAAUACCCUAUUAUGAUCUCCAUGGCUAAACUAGGUAUCUCUUUGCAUACAUCUUCAAGUGGGAUUGAUUUACCAAUGAAAAUAGUCGAUAUGUUCGGUUGUGGAGUUCCUGUGAUCUCUUUACAAUUCCCAGCCAUUGGAGAAUUGGUCAAGGACGGUGUCAAUGGCUUGAUAACCACUAAGAAUAACCAAAAGCAAGAUCAAAGUACCCAAGUCUAUCAAUUGUUGAAACAAGCUUUAAUGGACAACAAUCUCUAUCAAACAAUUAAAAAUGGUGCAAUGGAAGAAACAAAGUUAAGAUGGGAUCAGAAUUGGACAAAAUGUCUUGCAAGUACUUUCAAAUAA
This is a messenger RNA of Lizanozyma spartinae, 1416 nucleotides long. RefSeq names its product chitobiosyldiphosphodolichol beta-1,4 mannosyltransferase (gene ALG1). The record is from RefSeq and is a predicted model, not a curated record. The transcript has a single exon. Gene Ontology annotation, cellular component: endoplasmic reticulum. Lineage: Eukaryota; Fungi; Ascomycota; Pichiomycetes; Serinales; Debaryomycetaceae. Bases 1 to 1416 code for a protein of 471 amino acids. Gene Ontology annotation, molecular function: mannosyltransferase activity.